GCUAGUACCAGGCUAGUACACGGCCUGUUAGCCCCGCCCUCACGGACCUCCCUCCGGGCUGAAGUGAUGCAGCAGGCGGCGGUCAGUGGGUGAAGGAGGGCGGCUUGUGGGGAGCAGCCUGGUGGACUAGCAGAGACUGAAGGAGCACUGCUUGGAGUUAAACCGUCUUGCUGGGGAUAUCUUGGUGUACAUGAGGACCGAUAAGGACCGUACACCAGAGUCUCAACAUGCACCGAAUAACGGGGAGAGCGGGAGGCGACAGUCUGAUAGAGAUGAGCCCAACAGACUCUUUCAAUGAUGAUGUAAAUGGCUACCACCAACAUGUUUCUUCGAGCACAGGAUCCCUCCAACCGGAACAAUCACCGUCUCCUUUAACGCCUGAUGUGUGUGUAGAGACCUGUGAUUCUCUCAACACCAGCCUGGCCUCGCUGGCCCAGUCUGAACACAGCGACAGUCCACAGCACGAGUCUGACACUUUAGAGCGAAUCGAAACUUUGACUGGGUGGAGAAAGCGGGCCCAAUUCCUGAAGUUUCGUUCCAGGAUUGACAAACAACAACACAGCAAAGACUCUGUGUUCUUCCGUGAUGGGGUGCGCAGGAUUGAUUUUGUCCUGUCCUAUCUUGAUGAUAAAGAUGGCGAGAGAAAGCAGGAGAGGAGGAAGAUGUACGAAGCUAAUUUAGUGAACGUCGGCCUGGAACUGGAGACAGAAGAUAAAUCGGAGUCGGACGACGGAAAGACUUAUUUUGUGAAGAUCCACGCUCCAUGGGAAGUCUUGGCCACCUACGCAGACGUGCUGAAGAUCAAGGUCCCAUUCAAGGUCAAUGACAUCCCAGACAACGGUGACAUGCCCAUGAACUGGCUGUCCACCCCCUUCCGUCUGCCGGAGCACAUCAUGCACCCCGAGCCCGACUAUUUCACGGCUCCAUUCGACAAGAGCAAGUCCGACUUCUUCCUCAUCGAUGACAAAGCGACGUUCUUCCCUCCAUCUGUCCGCAACAGGAUAGUCUACUACAUCCUGUCCCGCUGUUCAUACUUCAAGGAUGAGUGCGGAGUUAAAGACAAGAAGGGAAUCAAGAGGUUACUCAACAACUGCACCUACACUGCUGCCUUCCCGCUGCAUGAUUGUAGAUACUGGACAAAAGCUAAAGAUGCUAAUUGCGAAAGUGAGAGAUACCAUCUCCACAAACACUGGGCCAGAUUCUUAUGUUUCUACAAGGAGCAGCCCCUCAAUCUCAUAAGGAAGUAUUAUGGGGAGAAGAUAGGUAUUUAUUUUGCCUGGCUGGGCUUCUACACUGAGAUGCUGUUGUUUGCUGCGAUAGUGGGAACACUCUGUUUCGUCUAUGGAUUCCUCACCUUCGAUGACAACCAGUGGAGUAAAGACAUAUGUAGUGCUGAAAUCGGAGGGAACAUUGUCAUGUGCCCGCUGUGUGACAAGAAAUGUGGCUACUGGAAACUCAACUCAACAUGCAACUCCUCAUGGCAAUCGCACCUGUUUGACAAUGUGGGAACGGUGUUUUUUGCCAUAUUUAUGGCGAUUUGGGUGACGCUGUUCCUGGAGUUCUGGAAGAGGCGGCAGGCUCGACUCGAGUACGAGUGGGAUCUGGUGGACUUUGAAGAGGAGCAACAGCAGCUGCAGCUUCGGCCUGAGUAUGAGACAAAGUGCACCAACCGCAAGCUGAACCGAAUCACUCAGGAAAUGGAGUUGGUUCUUAACAGGACUCCCACAGAUUUAAUGGGGAAGUUGUUGCUGUGCUGGGCCACCGUGACACUCUGGAUCUCAUUGAUCAUUGCCUGCAUCAUUGGCGUGAUAGCGUACCGUCUGGCGGUUUACGCAGCCUUCGCCAGCAUCAUGAAGGACAAUCCCACCACCAACCUGCAGGUGGUCGGCCCCUACAUCACGCCACAGCUGGCCACCUCUGUCACAGCCUCCUGCAUCAACUUUGUCAUCAUCAUGAUCCUCAACCUCAUGUAUGAGAGAGUGGCUGUUUGGAUCACUGACAUGGAAAUUCCCAAGACCCAUCUGGAGUAUGAGAACAAACUGACGGUGAAGAUGUUCCUCUUCCAAUUUGUCAACUACUAUUCCUCCUGCUUCUACGUGGCUUUCUUUAAGGGCAAAUUUGUCGGCUAUCCUGGAAAUUAUGCUUAUAUGUUUGGCAGCACACUGAGGAAUGAAGAGUGUGACCCUGGAGGCUGUUUGAUUGAGUUGACCACGCAGCUGGUGAUCGUGAUGACGGGUAAACAGGUGUGGGGAAACAUCCAGGAGGCUCUGGUCCCAUGGAUGAUGAACUGGUGGGGCAGCAGGAAGGCACGAAACCACCCAGAGAGUCUGUACAGCCGCUGGGAGCAGGACCACGACCUGCAGGGCUUCGGACAGCUCGGCCUCUUCUACGAGUAUCUGGAAAUGGUGAUCCAGUUUGGUUUCAUCACGCUGUUCGUCGCCUCCUUCCCCCUGGCACCCCUGUUGGCACUCAUCAACAACAUCAUCGAGGUGAGAGUGGAUGCCUGGAAGCUCACCACUCAGUUCAGACGUCCGGUGGCAGCAAAGGCUCACAGCAUCGGAGCCUGGGAGGAGAUCCUCAACGGGAUGGCCGUUCUCUCUGUGGUCACAAAUGCGUUCAUCGUGGCCUUCACCUCUGACAUGAUCCCUCGGCUCGUGUACAUGUACGCCUACCAACCGGACGGGGAGUUGAAUAUGAAAGGCUACAUAAGCAACAGCCUGUCUUCCUUUAAUAUUUCUGUCAUCCCAGUCGAAAACAGGCCUGAUGACGAUGAGAACCCUUCCUGGUUCAACAACUCCAUCGAUACCUGCAGGUACCGUGAUUACCGCUACCCCUCCGGCCACGAGAAGCAGUACUCUCACACUAUGCAGUUCUGGCAUAUUCUGGCAGCAAAGCUGGCGUUCAUCAUUAUCAUGGAGCACGUUGCGUUCCUGGUCAAGUUCUUUGUUGCCUGGAUGAUUCCUGAUGUUCCCUCUGAGGUGAGGGCUCGAGUGAAGAGAGAGCGCUACCUGGUCCAGGAGUAUCUCCAUAACUAUGAAGUGGAGAAGCUGAAGAUCCAACUCAGCCAAAACGUCAAUGAAGAGUGUAACUGCUCGCCUAUGAUCUACCCGUGUUUAACCAAACAUGAGGUGCUGUCAGAGUGUCUCUAGCCCAGAGAGCUGCUGGCUAAUCCUCUGGACAUGAUGUAGAUUACUCUGCUGGGGUAUGAUGAUACUGACCAUGACUUUGCUGUAGUGCCUGUGUGUUUUGUGCAGUACACAUACACACACAAACUAAGAACAUAUAUAUAAAAAGCCAUCCCUAUUCUACUAGUCUGCUGAUAGUUAAAGUGCACGGAGUGGAUCGACCAAGUCUCCAUGCAUGCUGAAACACAUGUAUUUAAACCUCUGGCCUACACUCUCUAUGUUGCAAUGAAAGCGCUGAUGAUAAUCAACAUUUGCUGUAAAAAAUCCCAAAACACUGUGUCUAAUCCAGACAACCUACUCUUGUUUAAAUAUGACUAUUUAUUUAAUUGCCACUAUAAGUAACCAAAGACUAGGUGCCUUCAUUUAUGAAACACUUAUCAUUGGUUCUAUCUGCUAGUAGAAUAACAGCCAUUUAGAAACUGAGGGCUUGCUUAUUAUGAGAAUUUGAGUUGUCCCUUGUUUGUAUGUGCAGCUAUAUGACAGUUCCAGUAUCUCUAAGUCUAUAUUCAAUUUUAGUUUAUUUUUAGUUUUUAAAGUUACAGUCAAUCAAUCAAUCAAUCAAUCAAUCAAUCAAUCAAUACAGCAACUCAUUGUAUUCACAUUGAGGUAAUCCUUACUCAAUUUUAACAAACUAGUAUCCUCUCUCUGGCAAAUACUAGGCUAGUAACAUUUAGCUUUAAUCUCAUAACCACCCAGCAGUUUCUCCAGCUUCAAAUCUGACAUGUGAAGUAGCUUUCUGUGAAGAGAAAUCUGUGCAGCUGUUAGUACUGUGAGUGAAGGUGGCUUUUGUCCUGCAGUGGCCAGUUGUUGAGCAGCAGCAGCAGCAGCAGCAGCAGCUGGUGUGUGUUGACUGUUGACGGUAAGUCCUGUGCCUGGAGAUGAGGAGCGGGAAGCCCUGAGAGAGUGAAGGGAUCCCUUUUUGAUGUGCCUCUGUUUACCAACACGUCGGAGCUAAUGAAAGCUGCCCCUACCUACUGAACUAUGUUUGCUCCAUUACACAAAGCACGUCAGCCAUCGCCCACUUCUUGUGCUUCUGUUUGUCCUCAGCUGUGUCUGUGUUGAGAAGGAAAGAUACACAUUCUUUUUUUUAAUUUUGCACAAAGCACUUAAUGAAACGUGAUUACCAAGACGUAAACAUGUCAGUGUCUUUGUGGUCAUGAUGCUACGCAUUCAUAAUCAGUGUUUUGAAGCAACAAUGUCUGAUACUUUGUGUUCACUAAUAUGGAACAGUUGUACUGCAGGUGAAAAAGAAGUCUGAAUUUGAUAUUUAUAUUGUGCUUAAAUGACAACCGGGAGAAAGAUGUAGCUUUUUUGUUUUUAAAUUUUAUGAAGGACAUUUCAUGGCUGCCUAAAUGAAAACAUGUGAUACUUAUCUGUUGUUGAAGUAUUUCAAUGUUAGGUAAAAUAGCUGACUGCUGUGCUACAAACUCAGGCAACGAUAAACCUAUGUUUGAUCGUGAUGCAUGUAGAUGAGAUCCUGUUGUGUUGGACGUUUUCCCCAACUCAUGUUCUGCGCUUAGCUAAACUAUUACCUGUUGAUGCCUUAACACAUCUAAUACCUGUGUUUUCUAUUUUAUUUUAUUGAAUAUUUCUUUUCUUUAAUAAUAAUAUUUCAUUUUAUACUAUUAUCGUGCUUGGGGAAAAGGUGAAUCUGUUUACUGUAAGCUUUAAGUUACGAUGUUAUGUUUCAUUCAUUCGUUUCUGUAAUUUUUGUAAUUGUCAUGUAUCCAAAUAUGUAAAAAGACAAAUCUCCAAAAUAAAGUGGCAGUUCAACUUGA
Notothenia coriiceps (black rockcod) is the source of this 4963-nucleotide messenger RNA. RefSeq names its product anoctamin 5a (gene ano5a). The record is from RefSeq and is a predicted model, not a curated record. Gene Ontology annotation, cellular component: plasma membrane. Bases 228 to 3149 code for a protein of 973 amino acids. Lineage: Eukaryota; Metazoa; Chordata; Actinopteri; Perciformes; Nototheniidae. The transcript has 22 exons. Gene Ontology annotation, molecular function: protein dimerization activity; chloride channel activity. Gene Ontology annotation, biological process: chloride transmembrane transport.